AACAGAUAGUGAAAUUAUCAAGAUAUAGAAUGCUAUGCAGGAAAAAAAAUCCCAAAUCUUGGGUUUGGAAUAAACUGUGAAAAUGUUUACCCGGUUAGUUUGUAUCAGUGAUUAUGAACAACAUGCUAAAUCAGUACUUCAGAAGUCUGUAUAUGACUAUUACAGGUCUGGGGCAAAUGAUCAAGAAACAUUGGCUGAUAAUGUUGCAGCAUUUUCCAGAUGGAAGCUGUAUCCGCGGAUGCUCCGGAAUGUUGCUGAAAUAGACCUGUCGACUUCUGUUUUGGGACAGAGGGUCAGCAUGCCAAUAUGCGUUGGGGCUACUGCCAUGCAGUGCAUGGCUCACGUGGACGGGGAGCUUGCAACUGUGCGAGCCUGCAGGUCACUGGGAACCGGGAUGAUGCUGAGUUCCUGGUCCACUUCCUCAAUUGAAGAAGUGGCAGAGGCCAGUCCCGAGGCACUCCGCUGGCUGCAACUGUACAUCUACAAGGACCGUGAGGUCACCAAGCAGCUAGUGCAGCGGGCAGAACAAAGGGGCUACAAGGCCAUAUUUCUGACAGUGGACACUCCUUACCUCGGGAACCGCUUUGACGAUGUGCGUAAUAGGUUCAAGCUGCCACCUCAACUCAGAAUGAAAAAUUUUGAAACCAAUGAUUUAGCAUUUUCUCCAAAGGAAAAUUUUGGAGACAACAGUGGACUUGCUACAUACGUAACUAAAGCAAUAGACCCAUCCAUCAGCUGGGAGGAUAUUAAAUGGCUGAGGGGGCUGACAUCACUGCCAAUCGUUGCAAAAGGCAUUUUGAGAGGUGAUGAUGCCAGGGAGGCAGUUAAACAUGGUUUGGAUGGGAUCUUGGUGUCGAAUCAUGGGGCUCGACAACUUGAUGGGGUACCAGCCACCAUUGAUGCCUUGCCAGAAAUCGUGGAGGCUGUGGAAGGGAAGGUGGAAGUCUUCCUGGAUGGGGGUGUUCGGAAAGGCACCGAUGUCCUGAAAGCUCUAGCCCUGGGAGCCAAGGCUGUGUUUGUGGGGAGGCCAAUCAUUUGGGGCUUGGCGUCCCAGGGAGAGAAAGGUGUUCAAGACAUCCUUGAGAUCCUAAAGGAAGAAUUCCGAUUGGCAAUGGCUCUGAGUGGGUGCCAGAACGUGAAAGUCAUCGACAAGACAUUGGUGAGGAAAAAUCCUUUGGCCGUUUCCAAGAUCUGACAGUGCACAAUAUUUUCCCAUCUGUAUUAUUUUUUUUUUCCGGCAUGUAUUACUUGACAAAGAGACACUGUGCAGAGGGUGACCACAGUCUGCAAUCCCCACUUCAAUACAAAGGGUGUCGUUCUUCUCCAACAAAAUAGCAAUCCCUUUGAGCUCAUUGCUUUUGACUUUUCAAUGGGUGUCCUAGGAACCUUUUAGAAAGAAAUGGACUUGCAUCCUGGAAAUAUAUUAACUGUUAAAAAGAAAACAUUGAAAAUGUGCUUAGACAACGUCAUCCCCUGGCAGGCUAAAGUGCUGAAAAACAAAAGAUAUCCUUUGGUAAAAUUGGAGGUAGCUACCACUGAGGUAAAAAGAUAAUGAUCUCACUGUUUAUUAAUUUGCAUUGUGUUUAGAUAUCCUUAAGCCAGGUUCUUAAGUUGUAAGCUCAGGUUCAAAAGGUUGGACCAUGCCAGGAGAAACAGGAGAUUUAGAUUCCCAACACGGAGGAGGUAGCCCUUGAUAGAAUUGGGUCGAGCUGGUGGGAAUAUGUGACUUUCUGGAUACUUUUUAACACCCUGACUUAUGCUACUUCUUUGAACGUAGAUUUCUGUUCACAUCUUUAGUGCCUGCAGGUAUCUGAAUAUUUUAUGACAUAUAUAUCUAUAUCUAUAUCUAUAUCUAUAUCUAUAUCUAUAUCUAUAUAUCUUCUUAAUCAGAAAAAAAUAAAGCAUUUUUGAAAAGAGUGUAUCUGGUCUAUUCAUAACAAGAUGAAAUUCAACCAUUUAAUCUCUGAACCCUAGUAACUGCCCUGUUCCCCCACUAAUUCUCUUAUACCUUCUAGCUCUUCUUUAUUCUUUUGCUUCUUUUCCACUUAGAGUUGUAAGCAGGGCCAGUUGCAUAAUUUAUGAGGAUUAUGCCAGAUGAAAAUGUGAUGCCCUUGCUCAAAAAGCAGGAAAAUGUCCUUUCUUUCCUUCCACAGUUUUUCUCUUAACCUGUCGUGGUAUCCUUUAUUUGCUAUUUAAUGUCCUGUUUCCUUGGGUACGAGGUUACUUACAGAGCAAGUGUAGACCCUCACAGGUGCCUGAACACUGCUCUGUGAUAUGUUCUGACUCUCCGAUGCCUGUUCCCAGGACUCAGCCAGAGGUGGACAGUGGCACUGUCACUGACAGGUGUGUGAGCCAGCUGCCAAGGACUCAUUUAGGGGAGGUGGGCAGAUGGCAGGAGAUGGGACAUUGUGUGAUUCUAGGCUCCAAGCCCUUAACACGUUUCAUUGUCCCAAUGACUUUUACUUAUAAGACACAAACUCAAAGGUAAAAUUAUUAAGAAUUUGAAUCCAACAACCACAGAGCAUUAAACCCCAGUGUGAGGCCCCCUUCUGAGUGUGGAGGUACUGUGUAGCUGUACUGGCCUUGCGCUCUAGAAGCCCUGGUCAUGUGACUUUUAAAUUUGUUCCUGAAACCUGGCAUUGGCAGAUUAGUGGUAAACUUGGUAGCCAAAGUAACUUUGAAAUUUAAUUUUUUGCCAUCUCCCUGGUUGUUCAACCCCUGUGAAAUAGUAAAUGAAACAAUGGAUAGAAUCACUAACUAAAAAUACGAUUUUUAUGUUACGUUUUAUCACUUUGUUUUAUUAUUCUCGAAUCUCUCUCUCUCUCCCUCCCUCUUUUCUCCCUUUAAAUGCUGGGCCAUUCCCAAAUACUAUGGAAUGUCAUAGUUGGAAAGAUGGAAUGUCAUAGCUCUUUCUUUCUAAAAUUAUUGACUUAGUCUGAUAAAAAAUCGUUUAAUCUGAUAGAAAGGAAUAGUUACCCCUCAAUAUUUUCUCCAAAUGCAGAGAAGGAAUAUCAUUGUCAUAUCAUGUAACUGUUUAAUGCCUGUACGAUUAAUGUUACUUAAUAGGCAUAUAAGAAGCACCUCUUUGAUUCCCACAACUGAUUUUGAAAUGCCUCUGCUGUCGGCAAAGAAUGUCUACUUUGACUACAUCAUAGUAUGUGGCCGAGAGGUGAAAAUAAAAAGUUGAUAACUUUCCCAGCAAAUGGAGAUCCACACAUGGCAUUCUAAGAAAAUUUUAUGCAACUUAUGUGAGACUGGGGAUUCGUGGUCUUAAUUUUUGAAUUUCUGGACACUUUUAUGACCUCCUCAGCCAUGCUACCUACUUGAAUGUAGACUUUCAAUUUUCCUACAGAGGUAUAAUAUCACUGAAGCCUUUAUGGUAUAUAUUAUUUCCAUUACCAGAAAGAUACAAAGUCAUUUUUACUUUCCUUUGAGAGUGUCUCCAGUCCAGGUGUAAUAAUACUAACACUAAAGCUAUCUGAUGGCUGAGACAGAAAUGGAGCAUGUUGGUUGCAUGUCUCCUGCUGAGAAUUUGUUUCAUGAACUUGAUAGAAGUUCUCUGAAGAAGCCACAUGACAUUUCUGUUCUGAGUUUUCUGAAAUAUGUUGGGAAGGGGUCAAAGGGAAUGGAUAGUUGAAUAUAGACCAACCCUGCUUUCCUUGAAUGUCACUAAUUUAAUGUGUAUAGUGCUCUAGAGUAGUAUUUCUCAAACUGUAGAGUGUAUCACAGUCACCCAGAGGACUGAUUAAAACAGAGUGCUAGGGGGGGUGCCUGGGUGGCUUGGUCGGUUAAGCGUCCGACUUCGGCUCAGGUCAUGAUCUCAUGGUCCGUGAGUUUGAGCCCCGCAUCAGGCUCUGUGCUGGCAGCUCAGAGCCUGGAACCUGUUUCAGAUUCUGUGUCUCCCUCUCUCUCUGCUCCUCCCCUGUUCAUGCUCUGUCUCUCUCUGU
Messenger RNA from Panthera uncia (snow leopard), 3947 nucleotides. It is a transcript of the gene HAO1, whose product is annotated as hydroxyacid oxidase 1. The coding region runs from base 83 to 1195 and encodes 370 amino acids. Gene Ontology annotation, molecular function: oxidoreductase activity; FMN binding. The transcript has 8 exons. NCBI's taxonomy places the organism in Eukaryota, Metazoa, Chordata, Mammalia, Carnivora, Felidae. The record is from RefSeq and is a predicted model, not a curated record.